UUUUUUUUUUUUUUUUUUUUUUUUUUUUUUGGUAACUUUUUUUUUCUUUGACAGUUCUGUGAGAAAGUAAAAAGAACAAGCAUGGCACAGGAAUUGGAAUGGCCGACCACCAAGGUCCGAUCGACCUUUAUCAAGUAUUUUGAAGAAAAUGAUCACGUUUACUGGCCUUCUUCAUCGACCAUUCCUCACGACGAUCCCACUUUGUUGUUCGCCAAUGCGGGUAUGAAUCAGUACAAGUCGGUCUUUUUGGGUACCGUCGAUCGCAACUCUCCUUUGGCCAGCAUUCGUCGUGCUGCCAACUCGCAAAAGUGUAUUCGUGCAGGUGGUAAGCACAAUGAUUUGGACGAUGUCGGUAAAGAUACGUACCAUCACACGUUCUUUGAAAUGUUGGGUAACUGGUCGUUUGGCGACUAUUUCAAGGCUGAAGCUGCCAAGUAUGCCUGGGAAUUUUUGACCAAAGUGAUUCACUUGCCUGAGGAUCGUCUUUACGUGACUUAUUUCGGUGGUGAUGAGAAGCAGGGUUUGGCUGCUGAUGAUGAAGCCAAGCAAAUUUGGUUGGAUAUUGGUGUGGCCGAAGAUCAUUUGCUUCCCGGUAAUGCAAAGGAUAACUUUUGGGAAAUGGGUGAAACUGGUCCUUGCGGUCCCUGUUCGGAAAUUCAUUACGAUCGUAUUGGUGGACGUAAUGCUGCUCACCUUGUGAACAUGGAUGAUCCCAACGUGCUUGAAAUCUGGAAUCUUGUGUUUAUUCAAUUCAACCGUGAAAGCGACGGCAAACUUCGUCCUCUUCCCAACAAGCACAUUGAUACGGGUCUUGGUCUCGAACGUCUUGUCUCUAUUCUCCAGAACAAGUAUUCCAACUAUGAUACCGAUUGUUUCGCUCCAAUCUUUGCCAGGAUCAAGGAAUUGACCGGUGCCAGAGAUUACGCCGGCAAAUUGGGAGCGGAAGAUGUCGAUGGUGUUGACACCGCUUACCGUGUGGUGGCCGAUCACAUCCGUACCUUGACUUUCGCCAUUUCCGAUGGCGGUGUUCCCAGCAAUGAAGGUCGUGGUUACGUCUUGCGCCGUAUCUUACGUCGUGGUGCCCGCUACGUUCGCAAGUACUUUAAUGUGCCUGCUGGUAAUUUCUUUUCUUCGCUCGUCGAUACCUUGGUCAAUCAAAUGGGUGAAGCUUUCCCUGAGCUUCACAAAAAGGUGGAUGAUGUCAAGGCCAUUUUGGACGAAGAAGAAGUGGCUUUCUCCAAGACUUUGGAUCGUGGUGAAAAGUUGUUUGAAAACUACAUGAACAAGGCCAAGGAAGCCGGUUCCAAGACCCUUUCCGGUGCCGAUGUGUGGCGCUUGUAUGAUACCUAUGGUUUCCCUGUGGAUUUGACCCGUAUCAUGGCGGAAGAAAACGGCAUGGAAGUGGAUGAAAACGAAUUCCAAGCGUGUCAGGAAGCUGCCAAGAACGCCUCUCGCAAGGUCAAGGGCGGUCAGGGUGAUCAAGGCGUGGUUGCUUUGGAUGUCCACGACAUUGCCGCUUUGGAUGCCAAUGACGAAGUUCCCAAGACCGACGAUGCAUACAAAUACUUGGCUGGCAACGUUCAAGGUCGCGUCAAGAGCAUUUUCUUUGAACACAAGUUCUUCAAGGAUACAUCUGCUAUUCCUGCCGAUCGCGAAUUUGGUGUGUUGACCAACAAGUCCAACUUCUACGCCGAAUCCGGUGGUCAGGAAUACGAUACCGGCAGCAUCAUCACUUUGGAUGGCAACAGUGAAUUCGUGGUGGAGAAUUGUCAGAGCUUCGGUGGUUACGUGUUGCACAUUGGUCACUUGAAGUACGGUCAGUUGGCCGUGGAGGAUCAAGUCGAGCUUUGCUUCGAUGAUUUGCGUCGCUCUCCUUUGAAGAAUAACCAUACCGGUACCCAUAUUCUUAACUUUGCUCUUCGCAAGGUGUUGGGCGAUGUCAUUGAUCAAAAGGGUUCUUUGGUGGCUCCGGAGAAAUUGCGUUUCGAUUUCAGCUACAAAACGGCUGUAUCCACCAAGCAAUUGGCUGAAGUGGAAAAGAUUUGCAAUGAGUUCAUUGCCGAGAACAAAAAGGUGUAUUCCAAGGAAGUGCCUUUGCCUGUUGCUAAGGCCAUCCACGGUUUAAGAGCUGUGUUUGGUGAAACUUACCCCGAUCCUGUGCGUGUGAUUUCCAUUGGUUACGAUGUGGACGAGAUUACCCAAGAUGUGUCCAACCCCAAGUGGGCUACUACCAGUGUGGAAUUCUGUGGUGGUACUCACGUGGCCAAGACGGGCGAUAUCAAGCAUUUUGCCAUUCUUGAAGAAUCCGGUAUUGCCAAGGGUAUCCGUCGUAUUGUGGCCGUGACCGGUGAAGAAGCCGCUGCCACGCAACGUCAGGCUCAGGCUUUCGUCAGCAAGUUGGACAAUCUGGAACAUCUCAAGGGCGCCGAAUUGGAGUCCCAGUUGAAGGUGGUUUCCAAAGAAUUGGAUGCUUUGGUGGUUUCUGCCGUGACCAAGGCCGAAUUCCGCGAUCGUUUCAAUAAGAUCAAGAAGGCAUUUGACGAAUCUGAGAAGGCUCGCAAGGCCGAACAAGUAAAGGAAGCGACGGAAAACGUCAAGUCUUACUUUGCGGAACAUCCCGAAGCCAACUACUACAUUGUGGAACUUCAUGUGGGUAACAACAGCAAGGCAUUGGCCGGUGCGAUCAACUAUGCCAAGAGCCAUCUCAAGGAUAAGGCGUUGUAUUUGUUCAGUGCCGAUACUGACAGCGGUCGUGUGGCUCACAACUGCGUUGUUGGCAAGAACUUUAUCGAGAAGGGUUUGAAGGCUUCCGAAUGGGCCGGUGUAGUGUCCGAAAAGGUCGGUGGCAAGAAGGGUGGCAAAGAUGAUGCUGCUCAAGGUUCUGGUGAUAAGAUCAGCGAAUUGCCCGAGGCAAUGAAGGUGGCUGAAGAGUUUGCCAAGAUGAAGAUUGGCGCUUAAUCAUUUUUGUUUUCUUUGUUGUUAUUAUGCUGAUAUACUGUUUUUUUUUCCAUGUUUCUUAUUCUUAUCACUAUUACUUUCUUUUCAAUGUUGAAAAUAUGUUUGUUUUUGUUCCUGGAAUAAAAAUAUGACUCUUACGCUUUGAGAAAACAAAAAAAGCUGAAUGAGGAAACUCAAUGUUCAAGGGCUCUCAGGUUCCCAUCUAGAAA
Messenger RNA from Radiomyces spectabilis, 3167 nucleotides. RefSeq names its product alanyl-tRNA synthetase. Gene Ontology annotation, cellular component: mitochondrion; cytoplasm. Lineage: Eukaryota; Fungi; Mucoromycota; Mucoromycetes; Mucorales; Radiomycetaceae. The record is from RefSeq and is a predicted model, not a curated record. Bases 82 to 2958 code for a protein of 958 amino acids. The transcript has 9 exons. Gene Ontology annotation, biological process: alanyl-tRNA aminoacylation; tRNA modification. Gene Ontology annotation, molecular function: aminoacyl-tRNA deacylase activity; alanine-tRNA ligase activity; amino acid binding.